AUGCAAAUCUUCCUGAAGAUGCCGAAUGGUCGGUUAACCCUCGAGGUCGAUAGCUCAGACACCGUAGACAAGGUCAAGAAAAGGAUUCAUGUUACAUGGGGCAUCCCGCCACCAUCCCAGCUGGCCCUCCUCUUUGACGGGAGGCAGCUAGAGGAUGGACAUGGACUGGAUGGCUAUGGAGUCUGCGAGGGGUCCACCCUCCACCUCGCCCUUCGUGGGUCGGACUGGAUCCUCGUCUCUGUCAGGCUGCCUAUUGCCCGCAAAAACCCCAUAAUUCCUCUUAUGGUCCAGAGUUCAGAUACCGUCGACAUAUUCAGGGAGAAGCUCCAGGAAUUGAAGGGGAUUACUGCGUCUGAGCAGCGCAUCGUCUUCCGGGGAAGGCAGCUGAAGGAUGGUCUCAACCUAGCGGAAUGUGGCGUGGUGGAGAACUCGUGCCUCGAUGUGUUACUCCGUCUGCGUGGUACAAAUUGCCCUGGUUGUGCGAGGCAGCGAGGGGAAGAAGUUGACUGA
Molecule: messenger RNA, 510 nt
Organism: Triticum turgidum subsp. durum (durum wheat)
Lineage: Eukaryota; Viridiplantae; Streptophyta; Magnoliopsida; Poales; Poaceae
Source: the annotation of a GenBank genome assembly